UCCACACUCAAUCCUAUCAACACUCAAUCCAAACACGCCUUAAAAGCCCAGAGCUACGGGAAGAGAGCAGUCGACAGCCUCUUGAGGCUUCUAGUAUUGAUCCGAUCUCGACGAACGAACCAGCUUAGAGCGAAGCCGCGAAGGAAGCCAUCAGAUAACGAACGAACAAGCAAAGACCGGACCGAGUCACAACUCUCAACUACGGAUGUGGAAAGCUUUGGACGACGAAGAAGGACGAAGCUCACACAGUCCAACGAAGCACGGCAAGCACGUAUCUCAGUUAUUUGAUAGCGAAUACCCUCCUAAGUCCUAAACAAAGUAGAAACUCAGAUGUCUGAUGAUGUUGAGAAUCCUAAAGAUGAAAAUACCAAGUCACUUCAUACUCCUCCACAUGAUGUCCAGUCAACCUGGUAUGAUAGCUUACUUCAUCAAGCAUCUGUUUAUGGCAUAGCAGUAGGCUAUUGUAUGUCAGCAUCUCUGUUGUCCAUCAUAAACAAAUGGGCUAUAAUGAAAUUCCCUUACCCGGGUGCCCUAACUGCCCUUCAGUACUUCACAAGUGCUUUUGGAGUCCUUGUUUGUGGGUGGCUAAACUUAAUCCAACGCGACAGUCUUGACCUCCUCACAUUAUGGAGAUUCUUACCCGCGGCAAUAAUUUUUUACCUAUCCCUUUUCACAAACAGUGAACUUCUCCUCCAUGCCAAUGUUGACACUUUUAUUGUCUUUAGAUCGGCUGUGCCAAUCUUUGUGGCAAUAGGGGAGACUUUAUACCUCCACCAGCCUUGGCCGACGAUACGAACGUUUUUGUCCCUAGGCACCAUCUUUGUUGGUAGUGUGGUUUAUGUCAUCACUGAUUACCAGAUCACUCUAACCGCAUAUGGUUGGGCAUUGGCUUACUUGCUGAGCAUGUCAGUUGACUUUGUCUACAUCAAGCACGUUGUCAUGACUAUUGGGUUGAACACGUGGGGCCUAGUGCUGUAUAACAACCUUGAGGCGCUUCUUCUUUUCCCCAUUGAGCUCCUCAUAAUGGGAGAACUGAAGAAGAUUAAACAUGAGAUUACAGAUGAAUCAGAUUGGUACGGAUUUCAAGUGUUGUUUCCUGUGGGUCUCUCGUGCCUGUUUGGUUUGUCCAUUUCUUUCUUCGGAUUUUCUUGUCGUAAGGCGAUCUCCGCCACUGGGUUCACUGUGCUUGGCAUAGUUAACAAGCUGUUGACUGUUGUUAUAAAUCUUGUCAUAUGGGACAAACACUCUUCUUUUGUUGGUACUGUGGGGCUGUUAAUAUGCAUGUGUGGUGGCAUCAUGUACCAACGGUCAACGACAAGCAAUAAACAGAAGGGUGCGGGAGAUACGAGCCCACAGAUGGUAGAGGAGGAACAAGAAAAGCUGCUUGAAAUGAAGGGCAGCUCGGAUAACAUCAAUAAUGUAAAAGAAGUUGCAGAAUCUGAAGGGGAGCAGUGAUGUAAAACUUGAAUAAAACUUAUAAGCUUUAGGGUCUGUGUGGACGGGAAGGGUUCGGAAUAGAAGCUUUGUUAGAGUCGGCUCUAUAUCUUAAUGAAGCAGAUGUUUCUGAAAACGAAUAAAAGGUGAUUGGAAUGUUUAUGAUCAUGUACUUUUACAAGCAAGUCCUUCAAAGUGUUUCCCUCUGGAUCCCUUCAUCCAGACUGUUAGAUGGCAGACAUUUUUUCAAAGCACUGAUCGGAGUGAUCGCAUAUAGCCAUAUACUAUGUUAAUCUUUCAAAAAAAUUACAAUGCAAUUUAUAUAAAAAGAGAGACUACGUGUCUACACCAUACAAAGUGCUCUCCAAAACCCUCCAUCCAAAGUCCAAACAGACCUGUAUAUGUCAGACGAUCUCCCGGGCAUUGGAAGGAAGGUUUAUGAACCCAAACAAUGGAGCAGAGGACGUUGUCAAUCUGUUAUAUGGUGACUCAACUACAUCCAAAGCUUAUUAGCAGUCUACUUCUUUGAAAGUCAUGUUAUAUAUAGCAUGGAAGAUUCUUUGUUAUAAAAUGUUUUGUUAAAAUGAUUAUUAGUCGAUUACAAUUCUAUCAGAUACAUGUGUACACGAUGUGUUUCCAUUAGAAAAUAGUUGUGCCAUAAAGCGAUUCCUAACAUAUACAUGUGGCAGAUUUGAAGGAUUCCUAGUUUCCAAUGAGACCACAGAGUCACGGUGAAGCAGGUUUGGAUCUUAUAAAGCACUAGUUAUAGUUAAAGUUCGUUAUGUUCUGUCUGUAUAAUGAGAAUGGAAAGGGAACUAAAAUAAUAUUAAAUUUGUUAUUGAAAUUCAGAUGCACACAGUUUUUUAUUUCUUAGUAGACGUAAACUAUGAUGCACCGAUACUUCACCAUGAUAUUGUAUUCACGUAUCUGAUUCUUACCCGAUACCGAUACUCUCCG
This is a messenger RNA of Cuscuta epithymum, 2391 nucleotides long. The record is from the annotation of a GenBank genome assembly. Lineage: Eukaryota; Viridiplantae; Streptophyta; Magnoliopsida; Solanales; Convolvulaceae.